AUGGCCUUCAGCUCCCGGUCACAGCUGCAGAGACUGACCUUGUCCAUGCCAAACUGCGUCAAGGGUGAUGAAGAUGGAGACACUGAGGAGAAUGCCCUAGCUGAACAGGAAAUCCCGUUUUGUGACCCUUCGUUUCAAGACAGAGAUUUGCCAAGUGAUGGUCCGAUUGGACGGAUCUUUGAUGUUUUUUCUCCGCAGUCUGAUCCAGAUCUGGUAAGUGAAGUGUCUGACGACUCCCCUCGAGUUGUCGAGGAUUCUCCACCUGAAAGGUCCAGGUCCAGGUCGCCCAGACCCAACGUUGUUCAGGUCAUUGAAGGUGUUCCGGUUGAUGCCAUGCCUGCUCCCGAUGCAGAUGGCUUGUCUCCAAGGGAAUCCGGGCCACUCCCUAUAAUGCCCGAUGGUAGGCCUCUAUGGCGUGAUGGGACUUUGGUCUUCCAAGUUAGGUCUGAGAUUCGUCCAGUGCAAUUUGCAAGAGAUCCGGGGGAUGAUCGUCCUGGGGUCAGUCUCAGUUUGCUCUUUGAUGUUGGUGCGUAUAGUCGUGAACUUUGGAACCGAGUAGAAUGGAGUGUAGCUGAGCUGGUUGCACUUGAUCCCAAUCAGAUGCUGCAGGUCAUUCCGCCAGUGAUUGAAAAUCCCACAAAGCUUUGGUCAGUUCGCAAUCAGGUCCUUUCUGCACGUGAUCGCUUGUCAAUUUUAGAAAAUCAACUUGGGGUGAUGGCAGAUGAUGAAAUUCUGUUCCACCUGGAACAGCUGGAUGCAGAAUGCUUGAGUGGGGAUGAAUUUCCGCCAAAGAGGAUUGGUCUUAUUGAACCAAUUGUUGCGGCAGCUUGGCUUGAUCCCAACUCGUUUGACUGCACGGACUGGGCGGCUACGCAUCCUGAGAUCCGAGCGGAAGGAAUACAACUGGUUGGUGCCUUUUGUGUUGACUCACACUGGAUACCGGUUCUCCUUACGCCUUGGGGAGAUAAUGCCCGGAUCUCUUCAUUUGAUGCUACUGGUGAGUUGAAUGCCAAACUUGCGAGCAUUCUGACUAGGGUCGCAGGAUUUCCUCGAUUGGGCGCUACGUUUUCAGCUUGGGAAGAACAUCAUGUGCUGCGUCGCAAGUUCAUUCAAUAUCGCAAUCGGUCCACAGAAGUGAAGAGGCCAUGGCUCUGGGGAUUUGGUCUUUCAGAUGAUGAGGUGUUGAUUCAGGCUAGCAAUGUUGAGCCGGUGGAGUUGGUGCCUGCAGUGUGCACAGACCCUCCUGGAUGGACAUCUGUUCCAUCUAAUCCAGGCCCACCUGUAGGUGCUGUUCGCUGGUAUGGAUCUGCCAUUGUUACCAAGAUCAUGGAUUGGUUCUGGGAUGCGGUAGACAAGGAGCCUGGCCCUGUGGUGUGGGUCUCCAAUGCACAGCUUUACAUUGACUAUGCACUGACCACGGGUGAUGCGGGGCCCAUUCAUGUCCACCGAUUGCAGGACAGUGCUGAUGUUCCUUUGGAUGCGCUGCUCAGCAUUGGGUUCAAAGAGCGGGUCCGAUGGUUUGGCAGGGUGUUGAGGGAGAUCCUGAAGCACGCAGGAAUUACCUGUGAAUCGCGCUACUGUAGGAGAGCGCGGUCAGCCCCGCCCCCAGGCCAAGCAGCCUUAGAGGCGAAUGAAGAGGCUGAAGUAAGCCUGGUCCCUCGGAAGGAUCGCAGGCGAAGAGACAAGGCCGAGACAAAGGCCGAACCACAAGAGCCGAUUCUAGAAGAAGAACUGGAAGAGGUUCUAGAGGAGGAGCUACCAGCUUCUUCCUCCGUUCGUGUGCCCACUCCUCCAAGGGUACCGGACGAGCACUACAUCAGUGAAGCCCGGCGCAUUCUGGACCAGCCUCAGCCAGAGGUUCCAGAAGAGAUCGCAGCCGCGGCAGCUGACGCGCCAGCAGAAGAAUCUGGCAACGAGACGGAAGUUGAGUGGGGAGAUUCGCUCUCGAGCUACAGCAGCUACGAGGUGUGCGAGAUCCCUGACCUGGAAACCGCCAGGAAGCGGUAUCCUUCCUUGGACGUGUCCAGCAACUUGACACCGUGGCUUGUGCGCCACGCGGCAUGGCUGAUAGCACGUUUCCAUGUGAGAGGAAAAGAUGGGCUCACGCCCUACCGCCUGACAACUGGCAGCGACUACUCACACCCAGUCGCCAUGCUAGGCGAAGUAGUUCUAGGAAAAGUACCGACCCCGAGGGGCAAGAUGCAGCGAAGGUGGAUCAAAGGCAUAUGGCUAGGUAAGUUGGACAGAGACGACAGCAAUGUGCUCGGCACGUCGUCUGGGGCAAUCGCCGUGAGAUCGGUGAGAAGACUGCCAAAGGAAUCGCAGAUCAGUCAAGAGCUGAUGAACAACAUGAAAGGAAUUCCUUGGCAACCCCGCGACGGGAUGAGGCACAAGAUCAACAGAGAGCUGUCACAGCCAGUGGCACUCCCAGCGCCAGCCGCAGCGGGUCCCACCGCGCUGGCAUCAGAACCCCCAGAGGAAGAACAUCCGACACUGGCAGAAGAUGGUCAAAACGUUGACCAAGAUGGGUUAGUCGUGCAAGCCGCAGCCCAGCUGGAAGACCUACUUGGCGACCAAGCCGAGGACUUCCCAGCGGGUAUCCCCGCGGACGACGACGACGCACUCAGCUGCGUGCCCACCACGCCAGCAAGAUCUGAAGCUGCAGAUCCUCCGCCGGCAGCAAGGCCGAGCGGGCAGCCUCCGCCCUUCCGAGGUGCGGGAUGGUCAUCGUCGCUUCAGAGCCUCCCGGACGAACCGAUGAGUCCGAGCGGACUUGGUCAAGGAGGGAAGCGAGUAAGAGAUGAUCAGGCAGCGCUUGCACCCGGACAAGCUGAAGCCAAGCAGUCCAGGCAAGCAGGUGUCUUGCAGCAUUUAACAAAUCACGAGAUCUGGUCCCAUAUCCAAGAAUGGGCCAACUCCGAGGACAAGAGCAAUCCAAUGGCUUUGCAAAGGGUAGCCAAUGUGACGGAUUUCGUCGACCAAUUGCUCGACCCAGAGGAGGUUACCAAAGCGCGAAAAGUCCAACUUCAAAAGCUUUGGGAGCGAGGAGCAUACAAGUCGCGUUUCACAUGCGCUGACGUCAAGGCUCGCUACACAGCAGCCGAGGAGGAGGGAUUGGACGUGUUCGUUCCAACUCCGACCCCAGAAGCGCACAAUCUUCUGGAGGUCUAUGCUCUGACAAAGGGUUACUACGCCCGAAGUCUGGACAUCGUCGCAGCCUUCUUGAUUGGAGCUGACCGAGGAGCCAGCGAAGGGAAGCAUGUCUACAUGCGUGCACCAGUUGAGUGGCACGACAUCUUCCUUGAAUGGCUAGAAACUCUCAGCCCCGAAUUGAAGGAGUGGUACAAGGAAUCGUUCAAAGAACUUUUCUUCAGGUUGGAUGGAAACCUAUACGGCAGAAGGACAGCCGGAUCCGUCUACAGAAAUGAGUUGGAGGAAAUCCUCUGCUCAAAGGUUGAUCCACAGCGGUAUUCUUUCUCUCGUGGUGAGAAGGAUCCAUGUGUCUUCCGUUGUGACAAGUCAGGGAUCAUCCUGAUUCACCACAUAGACGACAUCCGUAUGGCUGGACCAAAAGAGGCUGUCAACCACCUGGUUGAAGUCGAAAUGCCGAAACACUGUGAGGUCCAAGCAGGAGAGCUCGAAAGCGAAGGAACAGCUGUUGAGUACCUGGGUCGCACCAAGGUACGAACCAAAGAUGCUAUCAUCACGAUACCAGAUGAGAAGCACAUCAAAGCUGUCAUCGCUGCUGCGGGAAUCUCCGCCAGAGACCGCAGUGAGGUUCCUUCCAAACAACUGAACCUCUUAGAAACGGAGCCUCUUGGCGAGGCAGAUGCCAAGCUGUAUCGCUCGGCAGUAGGAUCAGCGAUCUACCUGUCGCUGGACAGGAGGGAGAUCCAGUACGCGGUAAAAGAAGCAGCGCGACACAUGUCGCAACCGCGAAAAUGUGACAUGCAAGCCGUCAAGACUCUCGCGGCAUACCUGCAGUCGCACCCACAUGUUGGCCGAGUCACAACCUGUGAUCCCAACUGUAGCUCAGAGUGGCCAUGCGAAUUGUAUAGCGAUUCGGAUUGGGCCGGAUGCCUAGAAACACGGCGAAGCACCGACUGUUACCUAGCAGUUGUGUGUGGUGCAAUCGUCGCAUGUGGCACACAGACCCAACCGGGCCUACCAGCGACAAGUUCGCCGGAUGCUGAGCUCAGGGGAGUUUCAAGGGCAGCUAGGGAAGCUAUCUUCCUCAAGGAGCUGAUCCCCCGAGAUUUUGGCCAGCAGUGCGGUAAGCCCCGCCUAUGGACGGACAGUUCAUCGGCAAUGCAAGCUUCCAAGCGCAUUGGAACCUGGUCCAAGCUCAGACACCUAGAAGUCUGUGAGUUCUAUGUGCAAGGAGCUUUGCAGUCCAAGCAGAUAGCUUUGGGCAAGGUCAAGGGCACCGUGAAUUGUGCCAACUUCCUCACCAAACACCCAAAGAGUGGAACGGAAGUAAGGCAAGCAAUGCCUGGUUUAGGCAUGUAUGAAGCUCGUGACGGAGAAGAUAUGCUCUCUUCGAGCAAGAAGAUCUCUGUCAAGGUCUCAACCGUAACCAAGCAGCAUGCGUGGAAGACUCCUACGCCAGCUUGUGUUGGUUGGAUCAAAGACCAAGAUCGAGCGGGAAGAACCGCCACGGCCUAUCGGCAAAAUGGACAACUGGUCGGUGCAUCAAGGGUGACUGCCAUCAGAAACAAUCAGCAGCUAACGCUGACCAAUCCAGAACUUACUCCUCGAGGGAUCGAGAGGUGGCAUGAGGAACGUUGGGUCCAAGAAGCCGCAGAGGCCAGAAUGACCAUACAGGAGUUGAUUGAAUGGCGCAACCAAGAAGAGUCUCUCCUACGAGGAGAGCAUCCCGACGGCAUGUCGGACCUCCAGGACUCUGAGUCAAGUGAGUCCGAGGCGGCACCAGCCAGCGCGGGCAGCACCGCUGAACAGCGGGCAGCUCCGCCUGAGCGGGCAGACCCGCCGACCCGGGAACCGGAAAGCGAAGCCGAUGCAGCCAGCAUCGAGCGGAGCGACCCGUUCGCCCAUAUGUCUCCGGCAGAAUUCGAACAAUGGAGACGGGCUGAAGACCGGAAAUGGGCAAGUGCUCGAACACCAGAGGAGCGUGAACGCUACCAUGUGGAGGGUUUGUUCUUGGCCCUGCGCGCAGUGGACAACCACGUGUUGGUCUUUGCCGUAAGGCCUGCAGUGGAAGAACGUUUGGGCGGAUCCAGUUGCUGGAAGAUGAAGACGGUCGAGUCCCGUAUUGCGUUUAGUCGCUUCAUUUUCGAAGAUGCUGAGCAGUGCGCUUUGCAAGGCGCAAGGGGUUGA
This is a messenger RNA of Cladocopium goreaui, 5337 nucleotides long. NCBI's taxonomy places the organism in Eukaryota, Dinophyceae, Suessiales, Symbiodiniaceae. The record is from the annotation of a GenBank genome assembly.